AUGAUUCAAGAACAUGGAGACUACAAGUCACUAGAUCCUGUUGAUAUCCUCGUGAGACUGAAUACUCAUGAAUUCCAGCAAGCCGAGAAGAGAGAUCUCAACGGGCCAAGCUAUGGAAGAUCACGUGCACUGAAGGCCAAGGCAAUUUCUUCAUCUGAAGGGGAACACUCUGACAGUAGCCUUGGCGACCCGGAAGAACUAAGGCAGGAGCUAGCAAUGCUUGUGAGGAAAUUCCAGAAGUUCUCAAGGCAUGGCCGCUUUGGAAAAUCUUUAAGAGGUGAUGAAUUGAGAUCAGAUUCUUCAUCCCGCGAUUACAAGAAAAGGACUUGCCACAAAUUCAAGAAGCCAGGUCAUUACAUAGCUGAUUGUCCUCAGUGGGUGAAGGAAUCAAAGAAGAAGAAGUACAAGGAUGACAGUUCAGAUGACUCGAAGAAAAAGAAGAAAUCUUCAAAGUCCCCAUCGUCGAAAUCUUUAAAGUCUUCAUUGAUUUCUUCUAGAACUACAUCGGUGCCAAGGCUGGAACAUCUGCUCAGCCUGCUGAAGAAACUGCAAGCGCAGCUAAAGAAAUUCAGGCCACUGAAGAAACUGCCAGGGCAACUUCCAAUAUUGUGCCUGAAGAUCAAACCAGGCCAGUGA
Messenger RNA from Aegilops tauschii subsp. strangulata, 636 nucleotides. Lineage: Eukaryota; Viridiplantae; Streptophyta; Magnoliopsida; Poales; Poaceae. The record is from RefSeq and is a predicted model, not a curated record.